AUGGCGUCUCUGCUGAGUGAGAUACUGUUUGAAACCAAUGGACAAGGUCCACCUCCCUCUAAAGACUUUGUUGUCACACCGAAGGAGGUAUUUAGAAACUGUCGAGGGCAUUUCGACUAUCUGGAGCGUUUACCUAACAAGCUGCUCCUUAAAAUCCUUUCCUACAUUUCCUUACAGGACAUUGGCCACAUGAGCCAAACCUCGAACAGGUUUAGGAAGUAUGAUAUGAUUUUUUUUUUUUUUUGUUACUCAGAUGAGAUCUGGGAGCAGGCUGUGCCGGGUCAUUGUGAUAAGAUACAUGAAGAGACUGAGAUUCUGGCGAAGAUCAUGGGUUGGAAGAACAUCUUUGAGUUUUACUAUAAAAAAGGACAUGCCAGUCCUGCAUAG
Molecule: messenger RNA, 387 nt
Organism: Labeo rohita (rohu)
Lineage: Eukaryota; Metazoa; Chordata; Actinopteri; Cypriniformes; Cyprinidae
Gene: fbxo36a
Product: F-box protein 36a
Exons: 3
Coding region: 1-387 (128 amino acids)
Molecular function (GO): protein binding
Source: RefSeq, a predicted model, not a curated record